CCCCGCACACUCGGUAUACACUGUCUGUGUGCGCGUGGAACGGUGCGCGGUGCAAUGUUGAGUACCCAGGGCGGGGAUGUGCAGGAUGGGGAUGUAGCAGCCCUGCGUACCGCUGGAUGAUGGCGAAGUUGAAGGCGAGGGGGUUGGAGGAGGAGGUUGCAUUAGCACCGUCGCCGCCGCCGCCGUUGAUGAUAGAGAAGAGUGGUUCCAGGGGAGCGAGAUGCUGAUUUUUCCGAUUUUUACUGUUAGAAAUUUGCUGGUGCUGUGGUGGUGGUUGUUGGUUAUAUAGGGUAAGGGUAUUGUAUAUCACGAGUUGUAGGGGGAGGGGGAUUUUUGUUUUUCGACUCACGUUGUUGUUGAUAGGAUGGCUAUUACUUGGGCUCCUGCUGCCAUCAUCAUGGUGGAGAGGACAAGGAAAGAGAUGAGGACUAAAACACGAGAUCCAAAAGAGAUCCAAGAAUGGCCAGAAAGAGGGCGUGCAGGGAGACGUUGAGGCACAAUUCUCUGGUUGAGAUGGAAGACUGCGUACCCAGGAAAGAGGUACCAAGUGCCUACAUACUUUGGUUCUCUCCACCAAGUACCAUUGCAAGUGCAACUUCGCGUUCCACACACACCAUGCACCACCCUUGACUAAGGAAUAGUGCGUUUGCGCACCGGCUAGAAACGAAUCAAACCCAUCAACCCCAGAAAAUGCUAAAU
Periconia digitata is the source of this 699-nucleotide messenger RNA. The record is from the annotation of a GenBank genome assembly. Lineage: Eukaryota; Fungi; Ascomycota; Dothideomycetes; Pleosporales; Periconiaceae.